Hippopotamus amphibius kiboko is the source of this 2440-nucleotide messenger RNA. It is a transcript of the gene BCHE, whose product is annotated as butyrylcholinesterase. NCBI's taxonomy places the organism in Eukaryota, Metazoa, Chordata, Mammalia, Artiodactyla, Hippopotamidae. Gene Ontology annotation, biological process: acetylcholine catabolic process; choline metabolic process. Gene Ontology annotation, molecular function: acetylcholinesterase activity. The record is from RefSeq and is a predicted model, not a curated record. The transcript is spliced from 4 exons. Gene Ontology annotation, cellular component: plasma membrane. The coding region runs from base 144 to 1952 and encodes 602 amino acids.
UCAGUAACAGUUGAUUGUAAUGUCAGUGCAGUCCAAUUUACAGGCUGGAGCAGCAGCUGCAUAGUGCAUUUCCCUGAAGUAUUAUGUGAUUUUCCACUCCUUGCAAACUUUAUCAUCUUUGUUGCAGUGAGUCGGAAACCAAUAUGCAGAGCAAAGUUACAACCACAUGUAUCAGAUUUCUCUUGCGGUUUCUUCUGCUCUGGGUGCUCUUUGGGAAGUCACACACUGAAGAAGACAUCAUAAUUACCACCAAGAAUGGAAAAGUCAGAGGGAUGAACUUGCCAGUUCUUGCUGGCACAGUAACAGCCUUUCUUGGAAUCCCCUAUGCACAGCCACCUCUUGGUAAACUUCGAUUCAAAAAGCCACAAUCCUUGACCAAGUGGCCCAAUAUUUGGAAUGCCACAAAAUAUGCAAACUCUUGCUAUCAGAACACAGAUCAAAGUUUCCCAGGCUUCCUUGGAUCAGAGAUGUGGAACCCAAACACUGACCUCAGUGAAGACUGUUUAUAUCUGAAUGUGUGGAUCCCAGUGCCUAAACCAAAAAAUGCUACUGUAAUGAUAUGGAUCUAUGGUGGUGGUUUUCAGACUGGGACCUCAUCUUUGCAUGUUUAUGAUGGCAAGUUUCUGGCACGAGUUGAAAGAGUUAUUGUGGUUUCAAUGAACUAUAGGGUGGGUGCUCUAGGAUUCUUAGCUUUACCAGGAAAUCCUGAGGCACCAGGGAACAUGGGUUUAUUUGAUCAACAGUUGGCCCUUCAGUGGGUCCAAAAAAAUAUAGCAGCCUUUGGUGGAAAUCCUAAAAGUGUAACUCUCUUUGGAGAAAGUGCAGGAGCAGCUUCAGUUAGCCUUCAUUUACUUUCUCCUAGAAGCCACCCAUUGUUUACCAGAGCCAUUCUGCAAAGUGGAUCCUCUAAUGCCCCUUGGGCAGUGACAUCUCUUUAUGAAGCUAGGAACAGAACAUUGACCUUAGCUAAAUUUAUUGGUUGCCCUAGAGAAAAUGAGACUGAGAUAAUCAAAUGCCUUCGAAAUAAAGAUCCCCAGGAAAUUCUUCUGAAUGAAGUAUUUGUUGCCCCCUAUGGUACGCUCUUGUCAGUAAACUUUGGUCCAACUGUGGAUGGUGAUUUUCUCACUGACAUGCCAGACACACUACUCCAACUUGGACAGUUCAAAAAAACCCAGAUCUUGGUGGGUGUUAAUAAAGAUGAAGGCACAGCAUUUUUAGUAUAUGGCGCUCCUGGUUUCAGCAAAGAUAACAAUAGUAUUAUAACUAGAAAAGAAUUUCAAGAAGGUUUAAAAAUAUUUUUUCCGGGAGUGAGUGAAUUUGGAAAGGAAUCGAUCCUUUUCCACUACAUGGACUGGUUAGAUGAUCAGAGAGCUGAAAACUACCGUGAGGCCUUGGAUGAUGUUGUUGGGGAUUAUAAUAUCAUAUGCCCUGCCUUAGAGUUUGCCAAAAAGUUCUCAGAUAUGGGAAACAAUGCCUUUUUCUACUAUUUUGAACACCGAUCCUCCAAACUCCCUUGGCCAGAAUGGAUGGGAGUGAUGCAUGGUUAUGAGAUUGAAUUUGUCUUUGGUUUACCUCUGGAAAGAAGAGUUAAUUACACAAAAGCUGAGGAAAUUUUGAGUAGAUCCAUUAUGAAACGCUGGACAAAUUUUGCAAAAUAUGGAAAUCCAAAUGGGACUCAGAACAAUAGCACAAGAUGGCCUGUCUUCAAAAGCAAUGAACAAAAAUAUUUCACCUUGAAUACAGAGUCACCAAGAGUAUACACUAAACUGCGUGCUCAACAGUGCCGAUUCUGGACACUAUUUUUUCCCAAAGUCUUGGAAAUGACAGGGAAUAUUGAUGAAGCAGAACGAGAAUGGAAAGCAGGAUUCCAUCGCUGGAACAAUUACAUGAUGGACUGGAAAAAUCAAUUUAACGAUUACACUAGCAAGAAAGAAAGCUGUGCAGGUCUCUAAUUAAUAGAUUUACCCUUUACAGAACAUUCGUUUUCCUGUAGAUCAAGGCAAAAAUAUCAGUGGCUCUCUUACACACCUGGUAAGAAAGCUAUUAUAUAGCUGAAACAAAAAUGCCAGAAGGAUAAUAUCGAUUCCUCACAUCUUUCACUUAGUAUUGUAUCUAGCAUUUCGAAACCCAAACGGCUAGAACAAGUUUAAUUAAAUUUCACAUUAUAAAGUUUGACAAUUAAUUAUAUGCAUAUUAAAACAGUUUGCAGCUUCAAACUCUCUCUUUCCUGAAUAACUUUAAGAAUUUUUUUCCCUAAAAAGUAUCUGUGUUCUGUUUCCAGCCUUGAAUUUAUUUUCAUUACCACUCAUAAAAGGUACCUUUUUUAAACAGAUAAGGUCUUGAAACAUUAGACACCAUAAUCUACAAUAUUAUUUCCUUUAAUUAAUUUAUGCAUUUAGUGUAAAUAUGCUGUAUUAAAACAAACACAGAAAAUAAUUGG